UCUACUCACUCAAUCGCCUCAACUGAACGCCAUCUUCUCCCCACUACAGCGUAUCCAGACCACCCCCGAUUUCAUCCUACAAGCAUCCUAGAAGACCACCAAUCCGCAAGAAUGCCUAAUACCUUCUCCAUCCACUAUUUCUCAACCGCAUCCACGUACACCAACAAACACACCGAGACCCUCCCCGCGCCGCUCCCCCUCUCCAAACUCUUCGAAACCCUUGAAACGCUAUACCCCGGUAUCCGGGGAAAAGUGCUCGUUAGCUGCGGCGUGAGUCUUCGGGAGGAGUAUGUGGAUGUUGAAGAGGCAGAAAGCGAGGCAGCGAAGGGGGUUGAUGGAGGGGUUAUAAUCGGGGCUGGGGAUGAGGUUGCUAUUAUUCCGCCUGGUUUUGCUUGGAUUGGGUGUUGUUGGUGUGGGUUUGAGAUUUGAGGUUUGGAGGUUUGGGAUACCCGGGUUGCGUUAGUUUGGGGCGUUGUUUGGGAACAUAGAAUAAAUACACUUUAAGGCCGGUUAUUAGAUUGGCGCCAACCAUCAGAAUACAAAACAAAUUGAGAAAUACAAUCAUACACAUGCAUCGCUGUCGGAAUAAAGAGAGAAAAACAAACAAACAAACGACAAAUGGAAUACAUGAUACAUGCCGGGUCGUGGUCCUAUUAAUCCUGCGUCAUUUUCAGAGGGUUGGGUUGAGUGGAUGUGCUUCCUUCUCUUCAUAACCAAUAUGAGUUGGAUGAAGGGUUAUGAGACCGGAUGGUUUCAAUCAACCCUCAAGCUUCUCCGCCCCAGCGCUAGCUGCCUUCUUUUGGCGCCAUAAGCAGACACAGGAGAUAACCG
Aspergillus wentii DTO 134E9 is the source of this 831-nucleotide messenger RNA. Its product is annotated as MoaD/ThiS family protein. The record is from RefSeq and is a predicted model, not a curated record. Gene Ontology annotation, biological process: Mo-molybdopterin cofactor biosynthetic process. The transcript has 3 exons. Gene Ontology annotation, cellular component: cytosol. Bases 112 to 429 code for a protein of 105 amino acids. NCBI's taxonomy places the organism in Eukaryota, Fungi, Ascomycota, Eurotiomycetes, Eurotiales, Aspergillaceae.